Messenger RNA from Thrips palmi, 1098 nucleotides. RefSeq lists its product as uncharacterized. The record is from RefSeq and is a predicted model, not a curated record. Lineage: Eukaryota; Metazoa; Arthropoda; Insecta; Thysanoptera; Thripidae. The coding region runs from base 103 to 1098 and encodes 331 amino acids. Gene Ontology annotation, molecular function: zinc ion binding; nucleic acid binding. The transcript has a single exon.
CCGGACAGCAUAUUGGCGACGAGGAUCCACCUUCGAGAAGAGUUUCAUCUGUCAUCUGAGUGUCCCACGUGUCGUUGAGAAGGUUAGAUCACAGCAUCCAUCAUGGCAGAGGCGCCGCCACUCAUCAUUGUCGCGCCUACUGUACCCGUCCCGGAUGCAUACGAUCCUGCAUCAGUGUCAAUGGACGGAUGGCUACAAGUAUUUAGCGAGUUCUGCCGCUUGUCCAACAUCCUAGCGGAACCGGCCGAACCCCCCGCUGGACAGCCAAACCCCGUCAACAACAGGCGGUCAUGGUUUCUCAAAUGCAUCGGUCAACGUAACUUUGAAAUCUUACGUAUGGCUAGUCUGCCCCUGUUGCCAAAUGAGAGGUCGAUCCCUUUCCAUGUCCAACGACUAAAGGAGCGUUUUGAAUCUCCUCAAUUGGUCCCUGUCAUGAGAAUGGAGUUCAAUGGUCGUACUCAGAAACCCAAUGAGUCCAUCCACGAGUACAUCGCGUCGCUGCAAGACUUGGCGAGCAAGUGUAACUUCGGCAACAACCUGAACGAGAUGUUACGUGACCAACUAGUGCGCGGGAUCAGGAGCGACGAAUGUCGUCGCAAACUACUUGCAGAAGUUGACCUUGAGUUUGCUAAUGCCAAGAACAUUGCUAUCCAGGACGAGUCAAUCCGGAGGCAGUCCCAGGCUCUGGCGAACGCUGUACACGUCGGCCGGGUGAACAGUCAACCCAAACCCCGUGCCAAGAAGCCGCAGAACCCCAACUCCAGUCCGACUACCAGUCGUCAGUCCAGCAGCAAUCAACGGCGUGGUCAAGGUCAGUCAACAAGUCAAGGCCAACGUCAGUCUCCGAGUCAAGGUCAGCGUCCCAAGUUUGGUCCUUGCCGACGGUGUGGUCGGAAGCACAAUUGCCACACCUGCCCCGCACGGAACUGGAAAUGUUUCAAGUGCAACCUAAUGGGCCAUACGAGUAAAUACUGCCCGAGCGAUCGUGUCAACUCAGUGGGAACAGAGGAGCCUAAGCAAGAGUCUCAGUCUGGGCCUCAGACGGAGUUAAUUGAGCAAGAAGUGCAAAACGUCUUCAAGCUCCGCUCCUUCUGUUAA